Molecule: messenger RNA, 2646 nt
Organism: Diatraea saccharalis (sugarcane borer)
Lineage: Eukaryota; Metazoa; Arthropoda; Insecta; Lepidoptera; Crambidae
Source: the annotation of a GenBank genome assembly
AUGGACGAAUUAAGAGGUCCAAAUAUACAAAUUGUCCUCCAUUUGAAAGAAGGCUUAGGUUUUGGGUUUUUGCGGACUCCUUUUGUUGUUACCGGCUCAUUGAAUGGUUAUAUGUUAGAAACUGACCCUGUAAUACCAACGCAUGCGCCAGUUUUUGAUGCGGAGUUGGUUUGGGAAGCCGAUAAGCGAAGAUUUCGAAGUUUAAGAGUUCAAAAUGUACCUGUGAAAGUGGAAGUGUAUACGACAGGAACACAAAGUCGAAAAGAUAAAUUGGGUUAUUUACUUCUCAGUCUGCUUUCAGCACAACCUUGCCCAUCAAAUAAAAUAAAUGAUAUAAAAUACUCUUGGCAUAAACUUCUUGGUGUGAAGUCUGAAGGAAAAUGUUGCCAUCCUCAAAUAAUGAUCAGUCUGACAAUAGAAGAUAGAGCUAAUACUCCAACUCCGAGGAAUGAAUUGAGAAUGUUUCAUAGUAAUGAAAUAGCAUAUCCUUCUGGUGGAAAUACAGUUAAUACAACAGCAGGAAGGACUGUAUUAUUGACUUUGGAAGAAUAUAUGACAGAGAGUAAAAAAACAGUGUCAUCAUCAGAUCUCCAACCAAAGUUAAUUUGUGAUGAGGGUCUUAUACAGAUUGGUGCUGGAAAACAUUUGUUUAUUCUAAGUUUAGUCAUAGGAGCCGUAGAAAACAUAGACUUGCUGUUACCUGAAAAGAUGACUGACAGUAAUCCAGUGGAUUGUCAUGUCUCUUAUUCUGUGUUCACCCAUGAAAUUAUGACUGAUAGAGUGCGCGCACGUAGUUCUGUGAGUGCGGUACAAUUCAACCAGCGCACGUCGUUGCGAGUGCGCGCUGAUCUCACUGUGUUGUCGCAGUACUUCGCGCAUUGCCCUCAUUUAGUAGCGCGUGUGUGCGCUCAAGACCAGAACAUAGGUAUAUGUAGCAUGGAUCUCCGUAAGCUAGUUCCCACCGAAGACUUAUCGUUGUUCACCAAUCAGUUCUGUAAUUUUGAGAAUGCUUUAACGAUACAUGAACGCUCGUACAUUUUACGAUGCGAUGGUGCGACGCCACAUGACACACGCAGACCCUACGUAGACAUAGAGAUGAGUCUUAAAUACUUAGGUUUGAAGAAAGAUGUUCAGAAACCUUUAAUUCACGCGGCUCGCAGUACGACUGGGUUAGAAAGCGAUCGGCGAACGAGUGAAGCGGCGAACCUCCAAUAUACUGGCGGCAGUUGUACAGACGUAGGACGAGAUACUGAGACGCGCGCGUACACAGACAUCGAUGUAUGCAACACAGCGCGAUAUAAAAACUCAGCAGGCGAUCCGAUAAUCCAAUCCAGUGAAAUAGCGGAUAUAAUAAAGAAAAUGUACGAAUCGUUCACAUUAAACCAAGAGAAGCUGUUAGCGAGCCGUCUAAGGCCGACUACUAGCGAUAUGCAAGUACAAUGCGGACCAGAACGUAGAGAUGCGUCCGCGUAUGUUGAAGUUAACGCAGAUGACGGAAUCAAUACUGAGAAUAUCGAAGAACGGUUGGAUAGUGGCUCUAGAAACAUUAAACUAGAUUCAAUACCCAUAAAAUUAGAGACAAGUAAAAGUGAUACUCACAUCUCAUCUACGGAAAAGGUUAAGAAAGUUCUCACACCAAGAGAACGCGAUGAGAUAAUGCAGAGAGUCGUCGAUGAACUAGAAGACUGGAAGGAGCAGCAGCAGCAACUUUAUAAAUGUCAGCUUAAACGCAAGGAAGAGUACCAUUUGGAACUGUUAGCUAAAGAAUGGGAGAAGCAGCGUAUUGAGCUGGAGUCGAAGUUGCGUCGUGGCGUCGAACAAUGCAGGACCCUCGCCGCUGAUCUAGCGCGGGCCACUGACGACUUCAGAUUAAGAGGAUACAGGAAUACACAUCGCGAACAAAAGUUGCUAGAAGCGAAGAAAGCUUUAGAGGCUCACUACACGGCUAAGUACCAGGAGCUAAGAGAAGCGUCGCAAAAGAUGGAGGACGAUAUGAACCACCAUCUCAAACUUAAAGACAUGCGCAUCGAAGAGUUGGAGAUGAAGGUGUUGUCACUAGAAAAACAAGUCGAUGUAUUAAAGAAUAACUUGAAGAACAUAGAGAAGGAAGCCGAGUGUAAAUACUCAGGUCUGACGAAGGAUCAAACCGCAAGUCUUAUUCAAGAAUUGCGUUGUUUAGAGGAGAAGUUGGAUGGCGCUAUGCAGUCGAAGGCAUUCUUCAAGGAGCAGUGGGGCCGCGCCGUGCGCGAGUUGCACCUCACCAAGCUGGGCACGCGCCGCCACCUGCUCACGCGGCUGCAGCACGAGCGGCGGCAACUGGCGGAUAGAGGAUUAGACACAAUAGCAGAUCAGGAAGAGAGUUUCACGAAUCAGAACAACAUUGACAUCAAGAAAUUGAAAGAUGAUUUUUACGUGGACAUACUGGCUAACACACCAGCCUUAGACGAAAGCUCCAUUAUAAGUACCACAGGACCCGAUGGAAUGGACAUUUACGACGAAAACAAGGGCAGUAAGAAUCCUAUGAACGAUAAAUUGUCGGAGUUAAUAUCGCAAAGAGAGCAGUUAAGCCGUCAGCCUUCAGCAGAUCCAGUUGUGCUGCAGAAUCUCAGCGCUGAAAUACGCACUAUGCUACUUAAUUGCAGCACU